Exophiala bonariae is the source of this 921-nucleotide messenger RNA. RefSeq lists its product as uncharacterized. Lineage: Eukaryota; Fungi; Ascomycota; Eurotiomycetes; Chaetothyriales; Herpotrichiellaceae. The coding region runs from base 1 to 921 and encodes 306 amino acids. The record is from RefSeq and is a predicted model, not a curated record. The transcript has 2 exons. Gene Ontology annotation, biological process: NADH dehydrogenase complex assembly; mitochondrial electron transport, NADH to ubiquinone. Gene Ontology annotation, cellular component: mitochondrion.
AUGUUUAUCCCGUCUCUGCGCCGUUGUGCGCCAGGGUUCUGGAGCAAGACAAACCAGGAGUUUCAAAGGGCAACCAAAUUCACUCUGAACCUCGAAGGACUGCAAUUACCAGUCGCGCCCUACCCGAUAUUCGAUUUCGCAGAUCCAGAUACCAUAACUACACUGAAGGCGAUGUCUGAUCGAACAGUGGGAGGAAUUUCGACGGCAGACAUAAUACAGCAGCCUGCUGAUCACUCUUCGAACCCUCAAACACCUGCGCACAUCCUCUUCCGCGGAAACAUCUCUACAAGACUUCCUGCGGAUCGACCAGACAUCCAGAGAACAGGGUAUGCAGCGUGGCGGAACAUAGACCGAGGGCGAACGCUGUUCGGAGAGUUAUUCUGGGAUGUGGAUACUUAUAUGUACCUUGCACUACGAGUAAAGAGUGACGGGAGAAAAUACUUUGUCAACAUCCAAACCGACUCCCUAGUGGAGUCGGACAUACAUCAACAUCGAUUGUACACGAAAUAUCACAAGGGGGCAAAUGGGCCCAAUGACCCUGGGCAAUGGGAGACAGUUUGGAUUCGAUUGCACGAAUUCGUUCGGACAAACCACGGUGUUGUCACUGAGCCACAGUCAGAGAUGCUACGACAGAAGGUGAAGAGCUUUGGAAUUGGACUCACAGAUCGAAAGGCCGGACCAUUCGAAUUAGGGAUUGCUGCUAUGUGGGCUACCAAUUUGAAUGAGCGUGGGCAGGUUGAUGGGCGCACUGGCUGGGAAGAAGGUGAUCAGGGCAGCGCACGGUUGAGCGAAGUCACGGAGGAGAAGCUCGCAAGGAAAGAGGAGGAAAAGAGAAAAUUACCGCAGCAGAAAAAGAGCUUCCGAGAACGAGUGCCACAUUUUGGCAAAGUUGGGACUCAAGAUUAUUCUGGUGUACGAUAA